This is a messenger RNA of Lottia gigantea (owl limpet), 377 nucleotides long. RefSeq lists its product as hypothetical. Lineage: Eukaryota; Metazoa; Mollusca; Gastropoda; Lottiidae. Gene Ontology annotation, molecular function: protein binding. The record is from RefSeq and is a predicted model, not a curated record. The transcript is spliced from 4 exons. The annotation marks the transcript as partial.
AAAGACAAAGACCUGUAGAUUUUACUGGUGUAUAUUCUUAUAAAGAUAAAUGUCUUAAAUCUGGUAUUGUACCAGUUUCAUUUGUUGUAAGAAAUAUUGGUAAACGUUGUAUAAAGAUGAGACAUCAUUAUAUCGGAGGUGAAGGAGUAAAACCUUUAGCUGAAGCCUUGAAGGUGAAUACUGUAACUGAGUAUCUUGAUUUAGGUGAUAAUUAUUUAGAAAGUAAAGGAGCAUGUUAUGUAGCCAACAUGAUGUUAGAUAACCUAUUUAUAGUCAGCUUGGCAACAAAUGAAGGUAUAAAUGACUUAGAUUUAAGUUGGAAUUGUAUUCGUGGGAAAGGAGCACUCAGUAUAAUACAAGCCUUGAAGGUAAUGUAA